This is a messenger RNA of Tuber melanosporum (Perigord truffle), 733 nucleotides long. RefSeq lists its product as uncharacterized. NCBI's taxonomy places the organism in Eukaryota, Fungi, Ascomycota, Pezizomycetes, Pezizales, Tuberaceae. The transcript is spliced from 3 exons. The record is from RefSeq and is a predicted model, not a curated record. The coding region runs from base 112 to 309 and encodes 65 amino acids.
GUCAUCAACGAAACAACAUCCAUUAUACCUCCUCCGCAAGAGACAAGUAACGGAUUCGUCUUUGAGUCUCCAAGCUACGCCGAUAUCUCACCAAGAUCUACCAUGCCCACAAUGCCCGUCCAGACCACCUACGUCGAGAUUUCCCAACAGGCCAUCGCUGCUGCCGAUGCUGCUCUCAACGCCCCCGGACAGGCGGGAAAUGCAGGCAAGCCACCCAGCACAACAGGCAUCACCAGGUAUAUGGAACAAGCUACCCAUGCCGAUGGGACACCGGUCUACGGCAACCAUCAGGCGAGGCCGAGGAAAUGAAUUACCGCCGCCGUAUCGGUUGCUGGUUUCUAUCAUAUCAUGUUCGGAUUAUUGUUGGGUUGCAUGCUUCUGAGUUCGGGGGGUAUUUUUUUAUUAUUAUUAUAAGGAUUCUGUUAUUUCAUAUGUCUGGUGCACUCAGCAUAGGGUUUAGAUUGGUAUUUAUGGAAAAGGGGAAAUUGCCGAGUCCGGGCGUUUGAUAAAAGCUUUAUUCUUAUUCUAUUAUUAUUCUUACUGGUUCUUCAAGUUUUCCCUUUUCCUCAUUUUUCUCUCUCUCUUUCAUUAUUCCCGUUCCUUUUUCUAAGCAGGAGGUAAUUCUGUUUCGAUUUUAACCCUAACCCCACUCCCCCCCUUUUCUUGAUUUUUUUUUUUUAAUGAGAAGCCAUCAUGGGCACAGGUGGGAUUGGAAGAAUGGCUUAUUUUUUUU